AUGUCGUCACAAUUUCUCCUGCCCCUGAGGCUGCUUAGCCCUACCUUCUUCUACUCGAUCCUUCUCUUCUGUUCCAUCGCCAUCCUCAUUGAGGCUGAAGAUCCCACCUCUUCACCAGCUCAGCAAAGCGCUCUCUUCGUAGACCAGGCCACAGGCCUGGCUAUGGAACGUUUCUUUGGCGCCCGCACCUCCUUCGCCUUUGCGAUGGCUUUGCCGGAAACAGCUUCAUCAUCUUUCAUCGGGCAGCUGUCGUUCCCGCUUGUCAACGGCGCCGGGUGGGGCGCAAUGGGUUUGACUGGUGACAUGGAAGGAAACUUCUUCCUCGCGGCAUGGCCAGAUGGCCAGGGUUGUGUCAUGGCUACCUUCCGUCAGGGCACCAACGAGGACAACCCACCAGAAGUCAAGGGCAACUUUGGCGUCCGUCCCAUUACUGAGGGUGUCUCCGUCAACGCGACCUCUUUGACGUAUACCUUUCUCUGCGAAAAUUGUCUUGAUGCGACACUGGGGCUCGGACCGGAAGCUACGAGUGCCAACGCCGUUAUGGGUUGGGCUUUGUCGGAGAAGGCGGUGAGAUAUCCCGGAAAUCCUGGAGCGACUUUGGGGUUUCACGAGCGAGGAUUUGGUCCUUUUACUGCUCGUCUCGGAAACGCAAAGUCUGCGCAAUUUGAUGCGGUGGCUGCCACCGCUGGGCAACCAGUUGCUGGAUCGAGUCGGGCGGUUGCGGUGACUCCGAAUGCGUUCCGUGAGGGAGAGGGCGGGGAUGACGAUAAAGGAAAAGGGGGGGGAAAGGGUGGAGAUGAUGAUGAUGACGACGACUAG
This is a messenger RNA of Colletotrichum phormii, 819 nucleotides long. RefSeq lists its product as uncharacterized. The transcript has a single exon. Bases 1 to 819 code for a protein of 272 amino acids. Lineage: Eukaryota; Fungi; Ascomycota; Sordariomycetes; Glomerellales; Glomerellaceae. The record is from RefSeq and is a predicted model, not a curated record.